AUGUCGACCGAACGGCCCCAACUUCCCAGGCUAAGCCGUCAAACCCGAAAAAGGAAGAAUAGAAUCAACACCCUCGCAAACGGGGCUCUACUCUCCUUAUCUCUCCUCAGCGGGCGAGCAGCUGCAUCCGGCUUUGACAACCCCGACCUGUCCGACCCCACGAUCAGCAACGUCAACUCAACCGGCAACGCCACCGUCGGGGCACUCAGCAACCGCACCCCUAUCAAGUUGACCAUCACCAACAGCUGUGAAGAGUCAAUAUGGCCCGGGCUUGUCACGCAGACCGGCGUCGGCCCACCAUCGCAUGGGUUUGAGUUGGUCCCUGGAACCAGCCGGGUGAUGUUUUUGAGCUCGGACUGGGCGGGGAGGGUUUGGGGCCGGACGAAUUGCACGUUUAACGCCGAUGGGACGGGCCCGAGGACCGCGGAAGGGGUGAAUGGGCGGGGCGGGGCGUGUUUGACGGGGGAUUGUGGUGGGCGAAGGAACUGUACUGGUUCGGGAGAGAACCCCACGACGGUGUCGGAAUUCACUUUCCGAGGCGGAAGCAACAACGACCAAACCUUCUACGACAUCUCCCUCGUUGACGGCUACAACCUCCCGGUUUCCAUCAUUUACCACCCUUCUUCCAACACCUCCUGGAUCCCACCAAACCUCAGCAACAUCGCCUGCAUCGCCUCAGCCGGCUACCUAACCCCCUCCUUCUUUACUUCCACCCGACCCUCCCCCAAAUCCACCAACCUCAACGCCAACGCCAGCUUCCCCAUGCCCUACGAGUCCUCCCAAACCGACGGCACCGUCCGCGCCUGGUGUCCCUUCGACCUGCUACAAUACCCCCCACCCAAGCCCGGCUCUGGCGUCUUCCCAUACCCAGACGACGGCAUCCCCCGGCCCAACUUCCAGCCCUGCUUCUCCGCCUGCAGCGCAACCAACAACCCGGCCGACUGCUGCGCGGGGGAGUACAACUCGCCCGACGUGUGCAAACCGAGCGAGUACUCGCUGCGCGCGAAGCGGGUCUGCCCGGACGCGUACAGCUUUGCGUAUGAUGACCAUGUCAGCACGUUUGUGAUCCCUUGGUCGCCGGUCGAGGCCGCGUGGGAGGUCAGGUUUUGUCCGAGGGGCAGGAGUACGGAUAUCUUGAGGACGUUUCCCGAGGAGAUAGGAUCGAUUGGGGCCGGGCAUAGGUUAGGUGGAAAUCAGAUGCAGAGGGUGAUGGAUAAGGGGUAUGUUGAGGCAAGGUGGAGGAGUGAGGGGAGUGGGAGGGGGAAGGUUGGGUUGGGGGCUGUGAUGGAGGUUGCUGCUGUUGUUGCUGUGAUGGGGGGGAUGGUGUGGUAA
Molecule: messenger RNA, 1332 nt
Organism: Dichotomopilus funicola
Lineage: Eukaryota; Fungi; Ascomycota; Sordariomycetes; Sordariales; Chaetomiaceae
Product: pathogenesis-related protein 5
Exons: 2
Coding region: 1-1332 (443 amino acids)
Biological process (GO): defense response
Cellular component (GO): extracellular region
Source: RefSeq, a predicted model, not a curated record